Messenger RNA from Coregonus sp. 'balchen', 5678 nucleotides. The record is from the annotation of a GenBank genome assembly. Lineage: Eukaryota; Metazoa; Chordata; Actinopteri; Salmoniformes; Salmonidae.
AUGGAAGUACGAGUAUUGAGCAUCCUCCUCCUCCUGGUGGCCUUGACGGCAGUUCAUGGUAGUGGUUCAUAUGUGGUGAAGAAGGUGAUGAAGGCCGCCCCCCAAUACCAGCCCUACUCUGUGAAGAGCCACAGUAAGAACCAACAUCCUAAUCUACAUUGCCUAGUAUGGUACAAGUGUCUUUGAAAUUGCUGUGAUACAGUUUCAAUGGUCAAUGUGACAGUUCAACUAUAGUCAAUGAUAAAUCGAACUUCUUCACACUUCACCACAAACAUACUCAUUUGCAAAUGUGUCCACUUACCAUGUGAUUUACAUCUGAGGAUUUCAACUUUCAGUUCUUGCACAGGGACAAUCAGACAUACAGUUAGUGCCAGUUCACGCAAGAGCACUUCUCUAAUUUGAAACAUGAGCUUUUACCAACUCAAAGGUUAUGCAGUGUAAUCAUUGGCUACUGUGAUCUGGAUCUUUAUCCAAUUGCUUAGUGUUUCAGGCCUCGUGAUUUCAUAGGAGCACCUGUAUAACAUUAUGUUGCAUAGUGUCUGAAGUGAGUACACUGUGUAUGCACAUGUUAUUUCUGUCACUCAGGCUAAAUAACCCUACAUCUUCAACAGUUAUUUUGUUAUAAUUCAAGGAUUAAGUAUGUUUUACCUUCAUGAUAUCUUUACUUCAAUUGAUUUUCAAUGUUAUUUUUACUGGAUUUUCAGUCAAUCUCUUGGUACCUUCAGUAGGUCUUAAGAAGUUAUUUUAGGAUGACCAGUUAGAUCAGUGAUUCAGCAGUUGAGUAAUUUUAGGAUGACCAGUUAGAGCUGUGAUUCAGUUGUGUAGAACUUAGUGGGGCAUAAGGAUCUGCUGACAUUUCAGUAUUUCUUUACAUAUUUAACUACAAAGAAAAUGACAUUUCAGUUAUGGAAGUUUGGGUGCUUUGUAGUACAGAUGAUAGCUAAUUUAAGUCAUUUAUAAAAUGCCAAUAUGUGUUGAGUUGAAAAAAGCACAUGAAAUACUACAAGUUGAACUGUCUAUAAAUGAUGUCCUCGUUAUCUUAUAGGAUCUUCUCUAUUGUAAUGAAUAGUUGACUUUGCCCUACCUAACUGAUGGUAACAGUACCCAUACUGUAUUUUUUAAAAGUCAGAUAUAUAGUUAACUAAUGCAUUACUUCUGAAAAAUAGACACAUUUUAUGAUUCUUCUUAUGUUUACCUUUCAAUUAAUUCAGUUCUGCAUCGGUUUCUUGCAAUAGCAAAUUAAAGUAAACUGUAUUUUUAGAUCAUAUGAAGUACCGUGUAAAAUAGUGUGUGCCUCUUGUUAAUAUUAUAUGUAUUUUAACACUGUCAAUUACAGUUCAAUCACCCAGCAAUGUGGUUGUUUGGGUGUGCCUUUCAAAAAGUAAAAACAUCUGUUUUAAAUUAAUCUAAACUGGGCCUCUACAUUUGACCAAGGAGAUAUGCCUUUUACACCCUGGGUCAUGUGACCACAAAAAAGCAAAUGAAAAACAACUCCCUUAAAUGUCAUCAUCCUGCUUCACAAAUGCUUGUUUUCUCCAAAUACUACAGUUUCUUAAGAUAGAAAUGUCUGCUUUUUUGUAUGGUGUGAAAUAAGAACAGGUUGAAAACAGAAGAUUACUUCUAGCUAAUAAUUGAACAGGUUUAAAUGUUUAUGCAGGUUUGAUUUCAGCAGUUUAUCCUAUCAUACCGGAUGCUCUUAAAGAGGCAAUUCCUCCAAAAUUAGGAUUUAAUAUCCUAGUUUGCAUUAUUAGGCGAUUUAGUUCACUUCCCCAAGCAGGUUUAACAUACAUUUGCUGGACAAAAGGGCGGCAAUACAAAGUUCGGGAAAAUGUAAAUUCCACUAUGUCAUCACACUGCAUGCUCAGUUAGCUAUACAAUCAUUUAUAAUAUUCAAUUCAAUUCAAUUAAUUCAAUAAAAUUCCAAUAACUUAUUUCCUGAGAAGGACCUUCAUGUGUGGUGAAGGAUUUAGUACAGACAAGACAAAUAACAACAUGGAAGACAAAAUUCGUACAGAAUGAAUUAGUAUCUCAGUAUAUUUUCUGAACACAAUAUGCAUGUAGACAUGGUUGUUUUCUCAAUUUAAUUAAUAAACAUUUUGAGUAAAUGUGCCAAAAUCGAUAGAAUGACAUUGAGGGACAGAGUACCCUGACAUUUGCCAUUGAUCAGGGGCCAUAUAUAUAGCAAGGGUCUCUGAGUAGUAGUGCUGAUUUAGGAUCAGUUUUGCAUUUUAGAUCGCAAUGAAUAAGAUUACAUGGACAGUGGGAGCUGAUCAUAAAUCAGCACUCCUCUUCUGAGACACUUGAUACAUACAGCCCCAGGACUCAGGUUCCCAUGUUUCCAGUAAAAGGACGUGCAAACCAAAAUGUCAAACCAGAGCGAGGUUAAAUUGGGAAACACCUAGUCUUACUUCUGUCUAGCUAGUUAACUAGGCUAACUAACUAACUUGCCUACCCAAAACAACAAUCUAACGCGCAAUUUUGGUAAAUGGUCUGGAGGUGAAUUGCAUUCUGGGAAUCAUAGUAUAAAAACAUAAGUGGAUCCACCACAUGUACAUGAAAUUUGAAUAUGGAAGCAAUACAGAGCAACAAAUUAUGAUUGUUCCUCUGACAAUUGCUAAGUGUAACACAUUACUGUACUUCUUCAAAGUUGGAAUCCAUAAAUUAACAUGUCAGUCUUCCAUCACGCAAACAAAAUACUGGGGAUUUACUACUACACUGCACAAUAUUAGAGAUGUGAGCAGACUAAAUAAAUGUUCACUUUAAAACGUGUAUUUCCGAUCAAAAGUUCCCCCAUUUGUUGCCUGGGGUGGUCUAGUGGUCUUAUCCGCUGCCUUAGAUCAUAUGUACUGUGCAGCUGUGAGCAUGGGUCCAAAUCCGACCAAAUGCUCUAGCACCCUCUUUCCGCCUAUCUUUCAUCUCUACACCUCUAUCUCUAAACCCUAUCCAAUAAAACACAACAAAUAGGAAAAGAUGCCCUACGUAUGUAAAUAGUUGUUAUUAUUAGUAUUCUCUUACUAUUAUUUAAAUUAUUAUUUGAGAAUGAGCGACAAUAGUAGCUGACCUAAUUAUAAUUCUUAACCAGCAGAGAACACAUGAUCGUACAUAGGAAUUACUAUUCCUUGCAUUCAUUUUUGUAAAUUGAAAAAAUUAUUCCAACAUACAAUUGCCAAUAACACAUUUACUACAAUAAGAUCAUUUUUCAUCUGUGGUAUUAAUAAGGUGACUUCUUAUUUCCUCACAGUGGUGCCAGUGGCAGGAGAGCCUGGUGCGCCAGGUGAGCCCGGCCCAGAAGGCCCCCCUGGCCCAGCUGGCCCUGCAGGGGAAAGUGCUGUGGGACAGCCCGGACCCGAGGGCCCUGCCGGACCACCCGGACCUGCUGGCUACUCCGCACCUGGCAAACAUGGCUCCCCAGGUGGGCCCGGUAAGCCUGGUAAGCCUGGCGCAGCUGGCGAGAAAGGAGAGGCGGGCCCAGCUGGACUUCAAGGUCCCAGGGGCAUGCCUGGACCUGCUGGAAGCUCCGGACCUGCUGGGAUCUCUUCCACUGGCAACCCUGGACCUCACGGUCUGCCCGGAGCAAUGGGGCCAAGAGGGGAAACAGGUCUUAAGGGACAUUCAGGUAUGCCUGGUUUGCCAGGAGCUAAGGGGGAUAGAGGAGUGGGUUUCCCAGGGGCACAAGGUGAGACAGGGGCUGUGGGACCUAUGGGACCAGUUGGGCAGCCUGGAGCAUCCGGAGUUGGAAAGCCAGGCAAGCCAGGAAUCCCUGGUGAGGCAGGAAAUUCAGGUAGCCCAGGUAGGGAUGGGGCCGCUGGUCCUAUGGGAUUGCCAGGUGCUAAGGGCCACACUGGGGCUCCUGGUGUAGGUCUGCCUGGGAAACCAGGUGAUAAUGGGGCUCCAGGUAUGCCUGGUGCAGCUGGUCCUAAAGGUAAUCAGGGAGCAACUGGAGCAUCUGGUGCUCCCGGUAUCCCUGGAUAUGGAAAGCCAGGAGCAAAUGGACAGAAGGGUGAGAGGGGAGUUGUAGGAAGCUCAGGCACAACAGGUCAGAAGGGUGAGCCAGGAGCACAGGGAUAUACUGGUGCUACUGGUGCUACUGGGCCCAUGGGUCCCGCCGGUCCUCAGGGUGCAAGAGGCUUCCAGGGAGAUACUGGGGAAAUGGGUUCCAAAGGUGACACAGGUGCAAUGGGACCCCAGGGACCAAAGGGAUAUAAGGGAGAUCAGGGAGCACAAGGUUUCCAGGGAAAGCAAGGUUAUACCGGAGCAACAGGCCCAACUGGUGCCAUGGGAGCUACUGGAGCUCCAGGUAACAAAGGUGAUACUGGCCACACAGGUGCAACCGGUGCUCCAGGUGUCCCAGGACCUGCCGGGCCCAAAGGUUUCCCAGGGCGCAAUGGUGAGGCAGGUGAGGCUGGAGCUGCUGGAACCCCAGGUCCCAGAGGACCUGUUGGGCCUGCUGGUGCCGCAGGUACAUCUGGCCUUAAAGGACACCCAGGUCUCCCUGGCACACCUGGCCCAGCUGGACUGGCCGCUAAGGGAAUCCCUGGCCCUCAGGGUCCCCCUGGGCUACCUGGUGCUGAUGGUCAGGAUGGUGGCCAAGGCCCUGCUGGACCUCCUGGCCCACCUGGUCCUCCCGGCGAAUUCAUUUUCGAAACGGGCAUGGGCAUGGGUGAGGUCAUGGUCCCUACUCUUGUUAAGGCCCCCAUGUCUGCUUUCUCUGUUUCUCUUUCUAGUCCUUAUCCUCCAUCUGGGGAACCUAUUAAGUUUGACAAUGAGGUGUACAAUGCAGAGAAUCACUAUGACACUACCACCGGGCAGUUCACUUGCCAGGUCCCUGGAGUCUACUACUUCUCAUACACCAUUCACGUGAAUGGGGCUCAUGCUCUGGUGGCUCUGUACAAGAACGACAAGCCAGUCAUGUUCAGCUAUGAUGAGUACAACAAGGGCUUCCUGGACCAGAUGUCCGGUAGCACUGUCCUUAUGCUCGAUGUGAACGACACAGUCUACCUUCAGAUUCCCGAUGAUGAGGCCAAUGGAGUCUUUGCAGCUGAGAAUGUCCACUGCUCUUUCUCUGGGUUCCUUAUCAUUUCAACGUGAUACGGUGUCAUCCAAUAACGAUACAACUAAAUCUGCAAGCUAUUUCCCAACCAGGCAGUUCUCUCUUUUUUGAGGAAUAGAAGCAUCUCGACUUGAAAAAUCCAAGAAAUGGGUGCUAAGAAGAAGGAAAUAAUUUAUCUAACAGGUUAUCAGGGAUGGGGAGGCAAUCAACAAAGUUACCAAUUAUUCAGAAUUUUCUUUUUUGUUAGUGGAGGCAACAUGUGAAAUGUAGGUGUUAUGGCUAUGUUGUGUUCUGAAAAUGUUUUAGUUUUUUCUCAUUACAGCAGGUGAUUCUUGUUUUGUGUAUGUCUGUGUUUUUGUACAACCUUGUUUUUGGUGACCAAUUUGAUAACCUUAUUAAAAGUACAUGAUUACUUCUGUGCACCAUUUUGUACCCAACUUCCUUGUAUGUUACCUGAAUAUUGUGAAAUGGCAAUGGUUAAAUUGACCAUUAGAAAUAAUACAAGAUAUAACACACCACAAAAUACUGUCAUACAAAUACAAAUUGUUUAUCGACAACAUUGUUAUAUCCCCAAAGAUUAAUUGUCAUGUAAAGCAUAAUGACCAAAAUAAAUGAUGUCUUAAAAAAA